Molecule: messenger RNA, 3125 nt
Organism: Phragmites australis (common reed)
Lineage: Eukaryota; Viridiplantae; Streptophyta; Magnoliopsida; Poales; Poaceae
Product: protein SMAX1-like
Exons: 3
Coding region: 174-2876 (900 amino acids)
Molecular function (GO): ATP binding; ATP hydrolysis activity
Source: RefSeq, a predicted model, not a curated record
CUUCGCCUGUUACCACUUACCACCACUUCACUUGGAGUUCAAUCACAUCUCCGAACCAAAACUAACCACAUCAGCACAUAUACCUCCCUCGGCAGCUAAACCUAUAACACCACCUCAACCGCGACGCGACCUCAGUCGUCGGUGACUAACCGCAAGUACACGGACACCCCGGCAUGAGAGCCUACGCGGCGCCGCCGGCUGUCGCCACGCUGCCGCCGGCCGCGCCGCCAUUGACCCCGGACGCCGCGGCCGUGCUGUCCCGCGCCGCGGCCGACGCGUCCAGGCGCCGCCACGCGCACACCACGCCGCUCCACGCGGCGGCCGCGCUGCUCUCCGGCCCGGCGCCUCUCCUCCGAGACGCCUGCGUGGCGGGCCUCUCGUCCCCGCACCCGCUCCGGUGCCGCGCGCUCGACCUCUGCUUCGCCGUCGCCCUCGACCGCCUCCCCACCUCCACGGAACACCAGCACCACGCCGCCCCGCCGCUCUCCAACGCACUCGCCGCCGCGCUCAAGCGGGCCUACGCGCAUCACCGGCGCAUCGGGAACGGCGGCGUCGAGGCCGACGACCACCGCGUCGGCGUGCCGCACCUCGUGCUCGCCAUCCUUGACGACCCGUCCGUGGCGCGCGUCAUGCGCGAGGCGUCCUUCUCGAGCACGGCCGUCAAGGCGGCCAUGCUCAGGUUCCUCUCCGAUCCCGCGGCCCCUGAAUCCGGCGUGUACGUCAACACCCGAGUGCUGCACCGGCAAGCUUCCCACCGGGAGGAGGAGAUAGCGAAAGUGGUAGAAGUGUUGAAGAGGGGCAAGAAGCGCAACCCGGUGCUUGUCGGCGACACGGUGGACGUGGACGCCGUGGUGCAAGAGGUGGUCACGCUGGUACAGCGGCAACGUCUCGGCAACGCGCGACUCAUCUCCUUCCCGAAAGAGUUCGGCGACUUGGUCGAUAUGGAUAGGGCAGAGCUGGUCACCAAGAUCAAGGAGCUCGGCGAAGUGGUAAGAUCAGAGUUGAUGGCACCGGCAUUGAACACCGCCGGCGUCGUGGUCAACCUCGGCAACCUGCGGUGGCUUGUCGAGGAAAGAUGCGCGGCUCAUCAGGGCGAGCAAGAGAAGAGGAGGGACGUGGUGCUCGACACGGCGCGCGCCGCGGUGGCCGAAAUGGCGCGCAUUCUGCCACAGUCCGGCGAAGGCGAGCACCGCGUCUGGGUGAUCGGCACGGCGACGUGUGCCACAUACCUGAAAUGUCAGGUCUAUCACCCGGCGCUGGAGAGAGAAUGGGACCUCCAGGCAGUGCCCAUCACGCCGAGGCCUCCGCCGCCGCCGCCGAUCGGGCUCUCGCCGAGUGUUGGAGUUAACAGAGGCAUCCUAAGCAGCUCGGUCGAGGUGUUGUCAACGGCGAUGACGACCUCAAUGCAACGGGCGCCGAGCCUUUGCAACCCCUGCAUGGAGGGCUACGAGCGCGCCGAGAUGGCAUCAUCCGAGCUUCCUCCCAAUCCCGCCGAGCAGCCGAUGUCGCAGUGGCUGCAGAUCGGGACACCGAGCAGCGCACGCCCGGCCGAACGCGCGCAGGAGAAGGCGCGCGACGAAGCUGACGAGCUGCGACGCCGGUGGCGCGACCGAUGCGCGCAGCUGCACUCGCAUGGCCGCCCGCCCAUCGUUACCUGUUCCGAGUGGAACGGUGCUAGUGUUCUUGCAAACAUACAGGCGUUGCCGGUAAGGCCAUCGGUGCAGCCUAACGGCACGGUGGACACCGACCUUGUGCUUGGCCCGGCGCCGAUGAGGCCGGCGUGGGACACGGACGAGAAGCUGCUCGUGAGACGGCUCACGGAGGCGGUGAGAUGGCAACCCGAGGCUGCAGCUGCUGUUGCCAGUACGAUCACGAAGGCCAAAUCGGGUGAAGGCAAGCGGCGCGGCACGGGGUCCAAGGCCGAUGCUUGGAUCCUCUUCGCCGGGCCUGACGUGGUCGGGAAAAGGAACAUGGCCGAGACGCUCUCCAAGUUCGUCUUUGGCACGGGAGCCGUCACUGUGCGUCUCGGCUGCCUGGCAGCCGUCGACGACGGCGGGGAGUCCAUAGUGUCGUGCCGUGGACGGACAGCGCUAGACCGCGUGGCCGAGGCCAUACGGGCCAACCCGUUCCGCGUCAUCGUCCUCGAUGGCGUCGACCAGGCCGACAACGUCGUGCACGGGUCGAUCGUACGCGCGAUGGAGUCCGGCCGGCUCGCGGACUCGCACGGCCGCGACGUCGCCCUCGGCAGCAACAUCUUCGUCGUCAUGUCGCAAUUGUCGCCGUGGCCGGAUCUCUUGAGGAGCUCUCAAGAAUCUGUACCCUUUGCUGACGUGCCAUGGAACCUGAAGCACGGGACAGCAAAGCGCAGGCCGGAGCAGCUGGACGGAGAUCGGCGUACAAAAGCACGUAAAGACUCCGCACGGGAGUUGCUUCCCCUGGACUUAAAUUUAUCCAUGUCCGAUGGUCAUAUAGAUGACGAAGAUGAAAGCGGCGGCGAGGGAUCACGUAACUCAUCCAGCGACCUAACGGUGGAGCACGAGCAGGACUACGGCCAGCCGGCCGCCGCCAGGUUCUCGGCGCCGUCAAACGUUUCCGAGCUCGUCCAAGCCGUCGACGGAACGGUGGUGUUCAAACCAGUCCACUUGGAGCCUCUGAAGCGGAGCGUCUCCGACGUGGCGUCGGCAAAGUUCGGGGACAUGACGGGCGGCGGGUGGUCCGUUCGCGUCGACGAGGUGCUGUGCCCUAGCCUACGGCAGCUGAAACGUAGCUUCAGCCCGAACGCUGUCGUCGACGGAGCGACGGUGGAAGGCAGCGGCCGGAGAAAGGACGGCGAGAUGUCCCCGAUGUCAGUGACUGUCACCGUCGACGGAAAUUGACGUGAGAUCCCGCCGGCCUGGACAUGUUUAUUUUUGUUGGUCAUUAAUAUAUGAUCGCGAUCAGUGUACAUUAGUCCAUGAAUGUGUAAAAAUGUUCAGCAAUCAGAAGUUAGAGACGGAACUAGAAACUAGCUGGCUGUUUUUGAGGAUUCCAUUUUUGGCUUCAUUUUAACUCAGACCAUGGGUUCAUUUGGCAACCGCCUAUGAAUGACGUCGACCUGUUGAAUAAAACGAGUUGAUAGAGAAUCA